Messenger RNA from Chelonoidis abingdonii (Abingdon island giant tortoise), 1540 nucleotides. RefSeq names its product tetraspanin 33 (gene TSPAN33). NCBI's taxonomy places the organism in Eukaryota, Metazoa, Chordata, Testudines, Testudinidae. The record is from RefSeq and is a predicted model, not a curated record. Gene Ontology annotation, cellular component: plasma membrane.
CCAUGGGCCGGCAGUGAGUGAGCGGGCCCGAGGCCAUGCCCAGGCGGCUGGCGGGGCCCCCCGCGGGUCCCCACGGGGAGGAUUUCUCCUUCGUGAGCCCGCUGGUGAAGUACCUGCUCUUCUUCUUCAACCUGCUCUUCUGGAUGAUCUCGAUGGUGAUGGUGGCCGUAGGCAUCUACGCCAGGCUGAUGAAGCACGCAGAGGCGGCUAUGGCUUGUCUUGCAGUGGAUCCCGCCAUCCUGCUCAUCGUGGUCGGCAUCCUGAUGUUCCUGAUCACCUUCUGUGGCUGCAUCGGCUCCCUGCGUGAGAACAUCUGCCUGCUGCAGACGUUCUCAAUCUGCCUGACCGUAGUCUUCCUGCUGCAGCUGGCAGCUGGAGUGCUGGGCUUUGUCUUCUCUGACAAGGCACGCGGGAAGGUGAGCGAGAUCAUCAACAAUGCCGUCGUGCAUUACCGGGAUGACCUGGACCUGCAGAAUCUCAUCGACUAUGGGCAGAAGGAGUUCAGUUGCUGUGGGGGUAUCUCCUACAAGGACUGGUCCCAAAACAUGUAUUUCAACUGCACUGCUGACAACCCCAGCAGGGAGCGCUGUUCUGUGCCUUAUUCGUGCUGCUUGCAUGCAGCUGACCAGGCUGUCAUCAACACCAUGUGUGGCCAGGGGAUGCAAGCCAUGAACUACCUGGAGGCCAGCGAGUUCAUCUACACCAAUGGCUGCAUCGACAAGCUGGUGAACUGGAUCCACAGCAACCUCUUCCUGCUGGGGGGCAUCGCGCUCGGCUUGGCCAUUCCACAGCUGGUGGGAAUCCUGCUCUCCCAGAUCCUCAUCAACCAGAUCAAAGACCAGAUCAAGCUGCAGCUCUACAACCAGCAGCACCGAGCAGAUCCUUGGUACUGAAACCCCACCCAGAAGAGCGAAUGCCUCUCGUCCCGUGGCAGGGAACGGCGUGGGGAGGGACACGCCCCCCAGGAGGAAGAAGAGACCUGCAUUUUUCCCUGCUAUUGCUCACCCUGCCCUGCAGGGGACUGGACAAGGGGAUAGCCCCCAGGAGAGACCCCCAGGCAGCCAGCGAGAGGCUGCUGUGUCUCCAGCAUCAUCUGUAGCAUCCCCGCCCAAGUAACUGACAUCUUGGUCCCCCUUUUUUGGCAGCUUUUUUUUUUUUUAUUUUUAUUUAAAGAGGGAAAAGAGCAAAAUAUUUCCCAGCUGCCCCGGCCCUCUCAGGGAAUUGCCUUGAAAGCUGCCUUGGCUGCAUCUUCCCCUAGAAGGCUGACGCUCUGGACCCGGGCUGGGCUGGCUGGUACGGAAGGGAGGUACGUGGGGGGGUUGGCGGUAUAAUGCAGGUACAAGCGUCUUUCCUCCUGUGUGGUCUUGGAGUAUUGGGAGGGGGGCCUAGCCAACUUCCUGCCCCCCAGGCCUGGACCAGCUGGCUGUAUCCAGAUGGGAGUGACACCAGACAGGAGAAUGAUCAGCCUCUGACCCUGCACUGAUCUUUACUGAUACACUGAAGCCACAGGAGCAUCAGGAGGGGGCUGCUAAGGGGGGAG